This is a messenger RNA of Volvox carteri f. nagariensis, 2480 nucleotides long. RefSeq lists its product as uncharacterized. The record is from RefSeq and is a predicted model, not a curated record. Bases 1 to 1605 code for a protein of 534 amino acids. The transcript is spliced from 7 exons. NCBI's taxonomy places the organism in Eukaryota, Viridiplantae, Chlorophyta, Chlorophyceae, Chlamydomonadales, Volvocaceae.
AUGGCGGCACCGCUUCUCGACCCUCUGGUUAGCAAGAUCCAUCAAACCACGACGACUCUUAGCCGUGCGACGGGCAUUUUGCGCAGCGCAUUCCCCGGAGAGCAUUUCGCCGACAAGGGCCUCGCAGUCCAGCUCCCCCGCAGCGAUGUGCCAACCUACAUCCUGCCGAACCAGAAUCCACAGCCAUGGGAGCUGAUGCCCAUGAAAGCUGCUGCGAUGGCACAAUACCCCAACUUCUUCAACUACAGCUGCGUCUUUUUCGGCUCGCUCAAACGCGAUGUCCUCAACGGCUUGCCCUUCUGCCUGCUGCGCCCCACCCGCCUGUCCAUCGACCUCUCCAAGGUUGUCCGCAAUCUCGGCAUCGUCGACGGCUUCGAACUGGUCCAGCGUCGCGACCGGCUACGUCCGUACGACUUUGUCUGGACACCGGAACAGCCCGAACCAGAGGACAUGUACGACGUGGCUCUCUUCCCCCAUCGCCGCAUCCGCCUGCACCUCCGUACGGACAUGUUCAGCCUGCGCCCCCAUCCCGGCUCCCAACGGGGAUCUGGGUCACCCGCGCAGAUGCCGUUGUCAGCGCAGCUAGCCCCUGCGGCGGGUCUGCUGCCGUUCUCCACCAAGAAUAUCAGCAAGGCCUCCCAGCCGGUGCUGAUGUAUCCGCGGCAGAUGGAGGCGGCACGGCAGCGGUUGCCCGCCGGCAUCCUGAUAUGCUACCACCACGAGCUGGGCCUUAUCACAGACGCCGUGGCGGAGCUGUACGACGUGCCGGCGUUGGUAGCGGCGCACGUGGCGUUGCCCAUGUCCCACGUGGCCCAGAUCCGAGGCGCCCUACGGCUGAAGGCGAAGGCGGAGGCGGGGACACCGCUGCGCCACGUCACACCCCUAAAGGUGAGAGCAACUCCGCCGCAACUCAGCGAGGCCCCACGUACGGUGGAAUACCACACGUCUUGGAACAUGGUGGAGCUGAUUCGACAGCGAGUGGCGGAACGACAAGCAGCACUGGCGGCCGCCACCUCCCCUUCCACCUUGCCUGGGGUUUCGGAGGGUGAGGGAUGGGUGGGGAGCUCUCCGGCGGCGGCGAGACAGGAGCUUUUGGAGGCCGCCCGGGUGCAGCAGGAAGAGGCCCGUAAGCAGCUAAGUGCCGCUCUCGACGCGGCCAUAGAGAUGGAGGACGGGUUACUUGCCUGGCAGCUGAUCCGGAGCGGGACGUUGGGGGGACCUCGAGGAGCAGCUGCGAGGCCGGGGGGGCCCGCACCGCCGUCCUCGUCGCAGUCGGCGGCGGCCGGAGAGGAACCCGUGGCAAAGGGUCCGGCAGUUCUCAAUAGGAAGGCCACUCAGCCAGCUGACGAGGCACAGUCACGCAUAGAGGCAUCCGCUCUGAUUAUCAGACCCCACAUAGCACAUGAGUAUCACCUUCACGGGCUUCUGGGUGUAUUGCUGUAUUGCUGCUCAAGGGAAGGCAGAGGGGGACCCGUCACAAGGCGCACGCAGCCGUACGGCACUUCAUUUGACCUGUACGAGAUGUACGGCGCCAAUGAGCUUUUUCAACCCAAUUCGACGCGGGCACUAGACCGAGCGGGCCGAGGGUUGCAGCAUUGCGGCUGAGACGCCCUCCCCAGCCCACCCCAGACCCCAGACACACAGGCACACCGGUGCUUUCUCCAAGCACAGCCCUAAAACACGGGCGGCACGCAGCGGCCAGUUACCAUGUGCGCUAUACCCCUUCAGCUACCGCCGCCAUCAGCCAGCACGACCUACUACGGCCUUCGUACAAAGCUUAAUUAGAGGCCAAUUUUGAACCUGUCAUCGCGCCAAUAUCCUAAUUUGUCGCAAAAGCGCCAAAUAAUGAAUUGGGCCUGAAAUAUAAAGAACAUAUGUAAUUAUAAGAUUCCGACAAUCGGACACUAGGUACGGAUCACGUACAGGUACGGGAAACAGUCAUGCAUCAUCUCCCCCUAGACGGUGACAAGGGGGACUUAAAAAAUCGUCUAAGAGGGGGGGAGUGUCGUACUCCUUCCCGCCGGCGCUGUCAUAAAUGUCCUGCGACCGACCCCUAAAAACGGCUCAAGAGCUCCCACCUAGCUGCUGCGUCGUACGGCCCUGGGUAAAAUCCAAGCUUCCCAGUACAACCAAUCCUAUUUGUCAUUUAAGAUGUCGUACAGGUGCAACAAGAUUGCUGGAAGGAGGACGAUGAAGGGAAAGGAAGGGGAAGGAAUAAAAACCCCAAACCCUAGCCGUAUGGCACGCGCACAAUCAGCUGCAUGUGUACGGCAGACCCUCAAACGCCCGGCACGACGCCCGCUAUCAUCCUCAGCUAGCUAUCCAGUUACUAGUUCCCCCCCACCCCCCGCGGCUGCCCGCCACCCCGUCAGGUGCGACCCAGUAUAUAGGGAAAUAUACACAGCAAAGGCGCACAUAUAAACAGGCAACAUCUGAUCAAAUGCUUCAGCUCACCACAGAUGGCUUGAGUCUCUCAAAAU